UACAAAUGCCAGCCUAUUUGCAAUCUGACUGUAAUGGAGCAUAUCAGAUUGUUACUCAGUUGUUCUUGCAUGAUCAUUAUGUGUCCUCCUCAGCAGCACUGCUACAAAUAUCCCAUCUUCCUCUUCAUAGUCAACCAUAGAAAUUAGACUAUUUUGUAUAACAUAACAGCAAUGGCUAAGCUAGCUCUGCCAAGUCCUGUUAUUUCUCUCCUGCUUCUGUUCUUCUUCUCGGGGGAGAUUUCGAUGUUGGUGAAUGGACAGAAAACUUGGUGUGUGGCAAAGCCUGCAGCACCACAACAUGCACUGCAGUCAGCUCUGGACUAUGCCUGUAACUAUGCGGAUUGCAGCCCUACCAAGAAAGGAGGUUCUUGCUAUGACCCUGAUAGGCCAGUGCACCAUGCCUCAUUUGCCAUGAAUGCUUACUACCAGAAGAUGGGAAGAAACCAAUGGAAUUGUCAUUUUAACAAUACUAGUCUGAUUUCCUUGGCAGAUCCAAGUUACAAUCCCUGCUGCCAAUUUGUGAGUGGAGGAUCUGGACCUCCACUGCCACAGGAAAAGGAGGAUACUUGGUGUGUGCCUAAGCCAGGAACCCCAGACUCUGCAUUACAGAACAUCAUAAACCUCACUUGUGGAAUAUUAAAAGAAUGCAGUGAAAUACAAGAACAUGGUUCAUGCUACUUUCCAAAUACCCUCAUACACCAUGCCUCAUUUGCCAUGAAUCUUUACUAUAAGACCGAUGGACGCUACAAUUGUGAUUUCAAUGGUGUUGGCCUUAUCGUUGUCACUAAUCCAAGUUUUGGUGACUGUAUCUAUGUCUGAGUCUGCCCAAAAGGAAAAUGGAAACUGUAAUUU
Messenger RNA from Prunus dulcis (almond), 852 nucleotides. RefSeq names its product PLASMODESMATA CALLOSE-BINDING PROTEIN 2-like. The coding region runs from base 172 to 819 and encodes 215 amino acids. Lineage: Eukaryota; Viridiplantae; Streptophyta; Magnoliopsida; Rosales; Rosaceae. The transcript has 7 exons. The record is from RefSeq and is a predicted model, not a curated record.